AUGGUCCUGGUUCACAACAGCUCCGAGCCCACAGUAUUACCUCCAGCUCAGAUGCCCGAGUAUGGGCGCUCACGGAGGAAACGUGUGCCCAAGUCUUGUGACUGCUGUGGUCCCAACAGUAAACCUCAUUCCUCAGGCCAUGACCAGGUCAGUAAGAAGAGGGGUCGCAAGAAGAAAGAGUUGCUUGUGGUUAACCAGGUGGAGGUGCCUGCUGAGGUGGAGGUCUCUUCUGCUGUUGUAGACUUAGUCAUGGCACCAAAAGUGGACUUAGAAACGUCCUCAGAGAUGGAGAUGGUAACAUCUCCUGAGGCUGAGAUAGUUACUGAUAAGACAUUGGACCAGAUUUGGCCUUCGGUCAGUGACACAGCAACCGCUCCAAACGGCACAGACACGGACAUUUGCACAGAGCCUGGUCCUACCACACAGAGCCAUAGCCAAGAACAGGAUCCUGCCAUGACCGUUGACAGCACUGAGCAUAAUAAGACCUUGCAAAGUGAGAGCACAGAGCAGGAACCUGCCACAAGAAGUGCUUGUAUGGAACAGAACUCUACUGUGCACACUGAAAGCAUAGAUCCUGUUGAAGAAAGUAUUAACGUAGAGCAGGAUUCUUCCACACAUAGAGAUGACAUGGAAAUUGAGGAUCCUGCUCCUCUUAAUCGGAAUGUCAGUGCUCUGCGGGACCACGGUUAUUGCAAGAGUCCUUGGUUCCAGGACCCUUCCGGGUCAAAGGAGGGUCCAUCCGAAGGAACGGAGCUGUCUGAAAUCGACAAUGAAGGAAUCGUAGACCUCAUUCAUGAAUUCCUUGAAAACUUCUAUGAGAAGUACGGGAGCUUCAUCCCACUGACUGAAUCUGAUGUCGUUGAGUACCUGAAUCAGAAGUUAAACGCUGACCUCAAAGACAGCAGGAAACUGAUAAAUGCUGAAGUAACAAAGUAUAAGGAUGGACUUGCCUCUGCUCCUAUGCACUACUUCAAAGUGACUUACAACAAGCACACACUGACACUUGAGGACCUUUCUACACUUGAUGACCAAAACUGGGUCAAUGACCAGGUGAUAAACAUGUAUGGUGAAUUGAUCAUGGAGGCUGCAAACCACAAAGUUCAUUUCUUCAACAGUUUCUUUCACAGACAGCUGGUGGCGAAAGGUUAUGAGGGUGUGAAGAGAUGGACCAAAAAGGUAGACUUGUUCUCAAAGAGAUUACUGCUAAUUCCCCUCCAUCUGGAGAUUCACUGGUCUCUCAUAACCGUGGACAUUGCCAAGCAAAGCAUCAACUUCUACGACUCCCAAGGAAUUAUGUUCAAAUAUGCUGUUGAUAACAUUCUGAGGUACAUUCUGGCUGAGGCAAAGGAAAAGAAGCAGACUGUCUUUCAAAAAGGCUGGAAGAUGAUUGUAAACAAGUGUAUUCCACAACAGAAAAAUGACAGCGACUGUGGAGUUUUUGUCUUGGAGUACUGCAAGUGCCUAGCAUUAACAGAACCGUUGCAGUUCACGCAAGAAGACAUGCCUCGAGUCCGUAAGAGGAUUUAUAAGGAGCUCUGUGAAUGCAAACUUGUCGUCUGACUGAAGCACGAGUUUAAGAUGCUGAUGUUUCUUACCGGCUGCCACAGGGAUCAUGGUCUUC
Chanos chanos (milkfish) is the source of this 1621-nucleotide messenger RNA. RefSeq names its product SUMO specific peptidase 5 (gene senp5). Gene Ontology annotation, biological process: proteolysis; protein desumoylation. The transcript is spliced from 9 exons. NCBI's taxonomy places the organism in Eukaryota, Metazoa, Chordata, Actinopteri, Gonorynchiformes, Chanidae. Gene Ontology annotation, molecular function: deSUMOylase activity. The coding region runs from base 1 to 1560 and encodes 519 amino acids. The record is from RefSeq and is a predicted model, not a curated record. Gene Ontology annotation, cellular component: nucleus.